AAGGAUAAGCAAAGGAUGAGUGCCAACCAGAACUACGAGAAGCUACAGCUCUCCAAGCAAGACCUACGUUACUUGUUUAGCCAAUUGAGAAAUGAUAUCACUAGCAAAUUAGAUUACCAUGUACCGGGGUCGGGGCCUCGAGAUCCAUUGAAAAUGGAGGUUGAAAAUCAACUUAACCAAUUCCUUUUGGAGACAUUUGAAAUGGCGAAGAAUGCCAUGGUUAUAGACGGACACGACUUACAGGACCAAGAAAUACCAGUGAAAGAACUCUUAUCUUUAGAAAACAUGGAAGAAGUAGCCCCAUUUGAUACCGAAUUGAACAACAGUCUUCGAGAAAUCAUUGGAGAGGUUGAACGAGAAACCACCGAGAUGACUCGACUUCGUCGCGAGUUGCCCAAGAAGUCCCGUAAUGCCUAUAGCAAACUCAUCAGUGACACCGAUAUGAACGUUACCAUGGCAUUAACCAACUUGGAAACUGAAUCAGAAGAACAAGAAGAAAAAGCUGAAUUCACCAACGAGUCGAACCUAAAGGAAAUCAUCCCCCGAAUCGACCAUAUCAUCGAAGACUACCAGCAAAGUUUACUCCUGCUCAACGAGUCAAAGAAAACCAUCCCGGAAAGAAGAGCAGAGUUGGAGUCCCUUGAUGAGUCCAUUCAAUUUCUCGAAGCAAGUUAUUUGGCACAAAAACAUCAGCCUCUGGCACCCCAAAACUCGUCAAGUAUAUGAAACAGGACCUUAUUUAGUUUAGCUUGUCGUAUUCAUGAAUUUUAAUGACCCUUAACAAACUUCAAUGUAAGCAUGGAACGCUCUCGUCGGCUAGCGCAAUCGUAAAUCAUGUACUGAAGCAUCAUCAGCAUAUAGCAGCUUGGUUAGUUGUACUGCCUGAACUGCUUACUUAUCCCGACUUACUUAUGACUUAUCGCCCCAGGAAUUGCAAAAGAACGGCAAGAACGAAUGCAAAAGGCAACUACACACUUCCUCUCACCGUGCGAGUGCUGCAAAACCUUCACCACUGGAGUC
Hyphopichia burtonii NRRL Y-1933 is the source of this 1020-nucleotide messenger RNA. RefSeq names its product MIND complex subunit. The transcript has a single exon. NCBI's taxonomy places the organism in Eukaryota, Fungi, Ascomycota, Pichiomycetes, Serinales, Debaryomycetaceae. Gene Ontology annotation, biological process: mitotic sister chromatid segregation. The record is from RefSeq and is a predicted model, not a curated record. The coding region runs from base 16 to 726 and encodes 236 amino acids. Gene Ontology annotation, cellular component: MIS12/MIND type complex; kinetochore.